Molecule: messenger RNA, 891 nt
Organism: Plasmodium cynomolgi strain B
Lineage: Eukaryota; Apicomplexa; Aconoidasida; Haemosporida; Plasmodiidae
Exons: 1
Source: RefSeq, a predicted model, not a curated record
AGUUUUCUUCGAAGGCUGGCUAAUGACUUACCAUCAGGAAAAUUUUAUUAUGAUUUUAAACGUGACAAAGACAAUUUAGGAAAAUAUUUUAAACAAUGUAAGGAACUAAAACCACCAUACGACAAUAAACCUAGGGUUAGAGUACUUUGUAUGCAAGUUCUAAAAUAUUUAAAAACUAAGUAUGAUACAUUAAAUAAUGAGGAUGGUUCUUAUGAUGUUUGUGUUCUUUUGAAUUAUGCGGCAUUUACUAGAUUACAUGAAAUUUUCGGAUCUGAUGACAUCACUAACAUUACUCUAGCAUGGGCGAGUCUCAUUUAUGUAUGGAAUAGUUUUGUCGAUGAUAAUUUUAAUAAACCUCUUUAUAAAAAAUGUAAACCUAUUGAUAAUAUUUUUACAAAUGAUUGGCAUAUAAGAAAGAUAUUGUAUGAUUAUUUCGUGGAUUAUGAUACUAUCAAAAAGAAUUUUAUAUUUUAUAAUGAUAUAUGCCAAAAAUAUUAUAUGUACCUAGAAAUAAUUAUUGAUAUCUAUAAAUAUUUUAAUAAAUUUUGUGUAACUGAUAAUAAAGAUAAGUGCCCAGAUUUUUAUAAUAAAUGUAAGGAAUAUGAUCCAAGUAAUUACAUACAUGAAGUAAUUUGUUUUAAAGAAAUUGAAGAAAAAAAGUCUGCUUCUGUAAAGCUUAAACUUGCAGAAAAAGAGAAACCCCAAUCAAUAGAAUUACAUUCAGGUGAAGAAUUUGGAUCUUUGUUGUCAACAAAAGAAACGGAUUUUUCUGAUAAUUCAACUUUGCAAGUUCUUAGUUCCGAUCGUGUAAAAACCUUUGGUAAUGUACUUCUCGGAUUAGUUGUAACAUCAAUGACAUCUGGCGUUUUAUAUAAAGUAAAAAUUCAUUGA